This is a messenger RNA of Budorcas taxicolor (takin), 1362 nucleotides long. It is a transcript of the gene GABRA6, whose product is annotated as gamma-aminobutyric acid type A receptor subunit alpha6. Gene Ontology annotation, biological process: signal transduction; synaptic transmission, GABAergic; nervous system process. The transcript has 9 exons. Lineage: Eukaryota; Metazoa; Chordata; Mammalia; Artiodactyla; Bovidae. Gene Ontology annotation, cellular component: postsynapse; dendrite membrane; GABA-A receptor complex. Bases 1 to 1362 code for a protein of 453 amino acids. The record is from RefSeq and is a predicted model, not a curated record. Gene Ontology annotation, molecular function: inhibitory extracellular ligand-gated monoatomic ion channel activity; benzodiazepine receptor activity; transmitter-gated monoatomic ion channel activity involved in regulation of postsynaptic membrane potential.
AUGGUGUCGCCUCUGCCCUGUCUGUACAUUGUUCUCUGGGUAGAAAAUGCUCUAGGGAAACUUGAAGAUGAAGGAAACUUCUAUUCCAAAAACAUCAGUCGGAUCCUGGACAACUUGCUUGAAGGCUACGACAAUCGUCUGCGACCGGGAUUUGGAGGUGCUGUCACUGAAGUCAAAACAGACAUUUACGUGACAAGUUUUGGGCCCGUGUCAGACGUGGAGAUGGAGUACACGAUGGACGUUUUUUUCCGCCAGACUUGGACAGAUGAGAGGUUGAAGUUUGGGGGGCCAACUGAGAUUUUGAGUUUGAAUAACCUGAUGGUCAGUAAAAUCUGGACACCUGACACUUUUUUCAGGAAUGGCAAAAAAUCAAUUGCUCACAACAUGACAACUCCUAAUAAACUCUUCAGAAUAAUGCAGAAUGGAACCAUUCUAUACACCAUGAGGCUUACCAUCAAUGCUGACUGUCCUAUGAAACUGGUCAACUUUCCUAUGGAUGGGCAUGCUUGUCCACUCAAAUUUGGCAGUUAUGCUUACCCCAAAAGUGAAAUCAUAUAUACAUGGAAAAAAGGACCACUUUACUCAGUGGAAGUCCCAGAAGAAUCCUCAAGCCUUCUUCAGUAUGAUCUGAUUGGACAAACAGUAUCUAGUGAGACAAUUAAAUCUAACACAGGUGAAUACGUAAUAAUGACAGUUUAUUUCCAUUUGCAAAGGAAGAUGGGCUACUUCAUGAUACAGAUCUACACUCCUUGCAUUAUGACAGUCAUUCUUUCCCAGGUGUCUUUCUGGAUUAAUAAGGAGUCUGUUCCAGCCAGAACUGUCUUUGGAAUCACCACUGUUUUAACCAUGACCACUUUAAGCAUCAGUGCCCGGCACUCCUUGCCAAAAGUGUCUUAUGCAACUGCCAUGGAUUGGUUCAUAGCUGUUUGCUUUGCUUUCGUCUUCUCUGCUCUUAUUGAGUUUGCUGCUGUCAACUACUUUACCAAUCUUCAGACACAAAAGGCCAAAAGGAAGGCGCAGAUUGCAGCCUCACCACCAGUGACAAUAGCAAAAGCGACUGAACCCCUGGAAGCUGAGAUUGUUUUGCAUCCUGAUUCCAAGUACCAUCUGAAGAAAAGAAUCACAUCUCUGACAUUGCCAAUAGUUCCAUCCCCUGAGGCCAGCAAAGUCCUCACAAGAGCUCCCAUCUUACAGUCAACACCUGUAACCCCCCCACCCCUCUCUCCAACCUUUGGAGGUACCAGUAAAAUAGACCAGUAUUCUCGGAUUCUCUUCCCAGUUGCAUUUGCAGGAUUCAACCUUGUAUAUUGGAUAGUUUAUCUAUCCAAAGAUACAAUGGAAGUGAGCAACAGUGUGGAAUAG